AUGAGCUCAGCAGCGUUCGACUUGUCUAUCGAAACGUUAGAUACGUGGUGUGAGAAGCUUCUUGGCUGUAAUCCAUUAACAGAAAAUGAGGUGAUGCAAUUAUGUUCCAAGGCUAAGGAGGUUCUAGUACAGGAAUCGAAUGUCCAGCCCGUUCGCUGUCCUGUGACUGUCUGUGGUGACGUUCAUGGCCAAUUUCACGAUCUUAUGGAACUUUUUCGCAUUGGUGGCCAUGCACCAGACACAAACUAUCUAUUUAUGGGCGAUUAUGUCGAUCGUGGCUACUAUAGCGUCGAGACAGUCACAUUACUUGUAUGUCUUAAAGUGCGAUACAAAGAUCGUGUGUUUAUUCUGCGUGGGAACCAUGAAAGUCGUCAAAUUACACAAGUAUAUGGCUUUUACGACGAAUGUCUUCGCAAAUAUGGUAGUCCAAAUGUCUGGCGUUACUUUACGGACGUUUUCGAUUAUUUACCAUUAACUGCAGUCAUUGAGAAUCAAAUCUUUUGUCUUCAUGGAGGACUUUCGCCAUCAAUUGAUACACUUGAUUACAUUCGUGGAUUUGAUCGACUACAAGAGGUACCACAUGAAGGAGCAAUGUGCGAUCUUUUAUGGUCGGAUCCAGAUGAUCGGUCGGGAUGGGGUAUAUCUCCGCGAGGAGCGGGGUACACUUUUGGACAAGAUAUUUCGGACCAAUUUAAUCACGCUAAUGGUCUUACACUAAUUGCUAGAGCCCAUCAGCUAGUUAUGGAGGGAUACAAUUGGUCGCAUAAAUGUAAUGUCGUGACUAUUUUUAGUGCACCAAAUUACUGUUAUCGAUGCGGAAAUGAAGCCGCAAUUAUGGAAGUUGACGAACAGAUGCAGUAUACAUUCUUACAAUUUGACCCAGCGCCACGCCGCGGAGAGCCCCAUGUUUCACGUCGAACGCCAGAUUACUUUUUGUAG
Molecule: messenger RNA, 939 nt
Organism: Plasmopara halstedii
Lineage: Eukaryota; Oomycota; Peronosporomycetes; Peronosporales; Peronosporaceae
Product: serine threonine-protein phosphatase 2a catalytic subunit beta isoform
Exons: 2
Coding region: 1-939 (312 amino acids)
Biological process (GO): peptidyl-serine dephosphorylation; mitotic cell cycle
Cellular component (GO): cytosol
Molecular function (GO): protein serine/threonine phosphatase activity
Source: RefSeq, a predicted model, not a curated record